CUUCAUGGCUGUUGCUGAACCUCAUUAUAAAAACCAACCGUCACCGGCAGCUUUGGUGUAAUCCAUUGGUACACACCUGAUAAACAGAGAGAAUCAAAAGAGUCAUAAUGAACAAAAAGGAUAAAAAUGGAGCAGGUAAAGGUGAGGGGAGGACGGAGGAGGACAGCAUGAUGCUCAUGCAGAAAAGAGCUCAGGCUGAGGAGGAGAAGGCCAGGAAGAAAGAGGAGAAACAAACUCAAAUUCUCAAGGGCCACCUGGAGGAGUAUAAGAAGAACAUGAGGGUUCACAUCCAUCAGGUGAACGCCACCUGGAGGCAGAUGCUCAGACAGACUCAGUCCUCUGAGAUGCAUGAUUACAUCCUUGCUGUACAGAACGCUUUUGAGAGCGAGAUGGAGGAGCUCGACCAAAUCAUAGAGAGACUGGAACGUGAGAAUGUGGAGUCACAGUUCCUGUCAGCUCAGAACGCUCGUGUUCACCGCCAGGUGAUGGAGCGUCUUUGGACCCUGCAUAAAAAUCAAAUGCUUUCCCUACUGCGGAAGUGGAGGACUGACAUGCACAGGAUCAGGUCCUUGGUCAAUUCUUACAGAGGCCAGAUUUUGGAAGACAAUGAAAAGCAGCGAGCUGAGCUGGAGGAGCUCUCAGCCACUCUAGAGAAGCACUCCGAAGAUGUCAUGAAUGAGCUCCAGAGACAAUGCAGCAACAGCAAGGACUCCUUUCAGAAGUUAAUCACAAAGGAGGAGAAAGGAAAUGAUAUUUUAAAAAGCAUGGAGCACAUGGAGGUACCAAGGGAGGAGAUGGAGGAGCAACAGGAGUCUGAGAAGCAAAGCAAAAAAAAGGCAGAAAAGAUGGAGGAGCUGACGCUCGGAAACAAAGACUGUGCCAUGUCGCAGAUUAAGAAGGAGGCAAAGCUGAUGGACUCUGUGGCCAAUCUGCAAAAGAAGCUGAAGAAAGUUAAGGCACAGCAAAUGUCUUUGGAGGAUGUUCUCCCAAAAAAACACUUAAAAAGCAGUACCCAAAAGCUUAGGGACCAGUUCAACCAGUCCCAGCAGACCCACAAAAAUAAAAUCACCAACCUCGUGGUCAAAGCAGACAAGGCCUCCAAGAAAUUGAAGGCAGCCAUCGCUCAGGGGAAGAAGGUCGUACGAGCUGGCGAAAUGGCCCACAAACUGGAGAGCCAAGUUCUGCCGUUCUUGACACCAGAGGAGGAUGUACAGGAAGCUGAAACCAAUGAGCAGGAGCUUCCUGUGCUGUAUAAUCUGCAAUGCCACACAAACUGGGCCAAAAUGCAGCGAGACGCGAUGAGGAAGAACGUAAAGGACCUUAGAAAAGAAAACAGACAGAUCAAACUCCUUUUACAUCAGCAGCAGGAAAGCAUGAAGGUCAGCACACCGCAACUGGACCAACGCUUUGCCCUGCUCACUGUAACCCCUGCUACCGUCACCCCACCCAACACCAGCAGAUGCCACAGUGAGGCUGCUGCCUGUGCUGUCAAACCCUCACUGUAGGACUGAGACUAGUCCACAUAUUUAAGGAAAAAAAUAUUUUGUUUCUGUUAAAACAAAAACAAACUGCAAUAUUUGAUUAAAAAUAGGACUGUUUACUUUCUUAGCUGUAGGAAUUUGUUAGUUUUA
Molecule: messenger RNA, 1631 nt
Organism: Cheilinus undulatus (humphead wrasse)
Lineage: Eukaryota; Metazoa; Chordata; Actinopteri; Labriformes; Labridae
Product: dynein regulatory complex subunit 2-like
Exons: 9
Coding region: 108-1505 (465 amino acids)
Biological process (GO): axonemal dynein complex assembly; cilium-dependent cell motility; regulation of cilium movement
Cellular component (GO): axoneme; axonemal dynein complex
Source: RefSeq, a predicted model, not a curated record